AUGAGAGACAAUGGAAGUCAACUCAUAUCGAGGGCAUUUGCCUCAUUAAGACCAUCAGGAAUAUAUCAACGGCGCUGGGAGUCCAGCAAAGUCGUCACACCGGCAUCGAUAUCUUCCGCCGACGAGAUCGACCGAGCAAGGACAUACUGCCUGGACUCGCUUCGCAAAUACGACACACCAUCAUCUCUGCUGUUGCCCUAUAUACCGAGCCACGCUCGAGACGCCUAUGUUGCCCUGCGAGCAUUUAACAUCGAUGUGGCUCGCACAGCAGACACGACCUCAACACCGACAAUAGGAGCCAUGCGUCUUCAAUUUCAACGCGAUGCCGUCACGAAGUCUCUGGCCGGCUCACCACCGAAGCAACCGAUCGCUCUUCUCAUCGCUCAGGCAUCAGACCAAUUGGCAGCGCAAAGUGGCGGCAAAUCGAAAUUUAGCAAAUCAUGGUUCAUGCGAAUCAUCGACACGAGAGAGAAGUAUCUGUCCAAUCCACCCUACCCGGACAUUGCCAGUCUGGAAAGCUACGCCGAGAACACAUACAGCACACUCCUGUAUCUCACCCUGCAAUCUCUGCCCAUGGCCAGCUUGACCGCGGACCACAUCGCUUCACACAUUGGGAAGGCGAUUGGCAUAUCUGCCGUGCUCCGCGGCUUGCCGUUGAUAGCCUUCCCGGGGCCAGCAAACACCCACAGCAACCAAGGUCAGUUCUCUGGCGAUGUGGGUGCAAGCCGACAGGGCGCCGUGAUGCUUCCUCUGGACAUCAUGGCAAAGUGUGCUGUGCGAGAAGAAGACGUGCUUCGCAAUGGCGCCUCCGCGCAUGGUCUGCGUGACGCGGUCUUCGAGGUCGCCACACGCGCAAACGACCAUUUGAUCACAGCUCGGCAAAUGUUGGACAACAUCCGCGCCGGCAAGGAAGCUGGACACGAGUACGAGCACCAAGACGAAGAGGAACAUGUCCAUCUCCCCACGGUUGGAAAGGCCGAAACGCAGACCCAGGAGAUUGAAAGGGCGUUCGGGGUGUACAUGCCUGCGGUCGCCACCCAAGUAUGGCUGGACAAGCUGCAGAAGAAUGACUUUGACGUGUUCAAUUCGAAAUUGCGGGUGACGGAUUGGAAGCUACCAUGGAGAGCAUUCUGGGCGUAUCGUAAGCGGAAGAUAUGA
This is a messenger RNA of Zymoseptoria tritici IPO323, 1158 nucleotides long. RefSeq lists its product as uncharacterized. Bases 1 to 1158 code for a protein of 385 amino acids. The transcript has a single exon. The record is from RefSeq and is a predicted model, not a curated record. Gene Ontology annotation, cellular component: mitochondrion. Gene Ontology annotation, biological process: biosynthetic process; mitochondrial respiratory chain complex I assembly. Lineage: Eukaryota; Fungi; Ascomycota; Dothideomycetes; Mycosphaerellales; Mycosphaerellaceae.